Thelazia callipaeda (thelaziosis nematode) is the source of this 162-nucleotide messenger RNA. The record is from the annotation of a GenBank genome assembly. Lineage: Eukaryota; Metazoa; Nematoda; Chromadorea; Rhabditida; Thelaziidae.
AUGGGGCGAUUAAAAGCUGUAAUAAGUCAUAUUCGAGCGGAUAUUAAUCGAAAAAUUCGAUGGAACGCACAGUAUGGUGGAGAGAUUCUCGACUUUAUACUCAAGCACUUAAGUUCGGAGGAAAUAACCCCUACACUGCCUUCAUCAGUACUUACUAAGUGA